Pistacia vera is the source of this 1721-nucleotide messenger RNA. RefSeq names its product peptidyl-prolyl cis-trans isomerase CYP40-like. Gene Ontology annotation, biological process: protein folding; protein peptidyl-prolyl isomerization. The record is from RefSeq and is a predicted model, not a curated record. The transcript has 11 exons. Lineage: Eukaryota; Viridiplantae; Streptophyta; Magnoliopsida; Sapindales; Anacardiaceae. Gene Ontology annotation, molecular function: protein binding; peptidyl-prolyl cis-trans isomerase activity. Bases 227 to 1312 code for a protein of 361 amino acids.
UGUUUCAUUAACCAGAAAAACUACACCUUAGCAGCACAGAAUCAUCUCUCUUGAAAAGCCUACAAGACUGUCAUAACUGAAAUUGUGAACCUACAUUACAGAGGCAGGAAUAGUAGGGGCCGAGACAAAACACCAAAUCUAGAAACAGAUAUAGUAAGUAGCAGGGAAGCGAGUUCAAACUAAGAAGCAGGAUUGGGGUUUUUGUUGUGUGAGAGAGAGAUCAGAGAUGGUGAACACAAGGUGCUACUUGGACAUAAGCAUAGGAGGAGAAGUAGAAGGGAGGAUAGUGGUGGAGCUUUACAAGGAUGUUGUCCCCAAAACGGCUGAGAAUUUCAGGGCUUUGUGUACUGGUGAGAAAGGCAUUGGUCCUCACACUAGUGCACUCCUUCAUUACAAGGGUGUCCGUUUUCAUCGCAUUAUCAGAGGAUUCAUGAUACAAGGUGGUGAUAUAUCUGCUGGGAAUGGAACUGGAGGAGAAUCCAUUUAUGGCUUGAAAUUCGAAGAUGAAAACUUUGAGUUUAAACAUGAAAGAAAGGGAAUCUUAUCUAUGGCUAACAAAGGCCCUGAUACCAAUGGAUCUCAGUUCUUUAUAACCACCAAUCGAACUCCCCAUCUAGAUGGGAAGCAUGUGAUAUUUGGUAAGGUAAUUAAAGGAAUGAGUGUGGUUCGUGCUAUGGAGCAUGUUGAUACUCAGGAUGGUGACUAUCCCACUCGGGAUGUAAUAAUUAUGGAUUGUGGAGAAAUUCCCGAGGGGGCAGAUGAUGGAACUUCUAACUUCUUUAAAGAUGGUGAUAUUUAUCCUGAUUGGCCAACUGACCUUGAUACAAAACCAGAAGAAAUUUCUUGGUGGAUGCAAGCUGUUGACUCUAUUAAAUCUUUUGGAAAUGAGCAAUUCAAGAAGAAAGACUAUAAAAUGGCUCUUAGAAAGUACCGAAAGGCUUUGCGCUACUUGGAUGUUUGCUACGAGAAGGAAGGCAUGGAUGAAGAGAAAAGCUCAUCUUUGAGGAUGAUGAAGUCCCAAGUUUUUACAAAUAGUGCUGCAUGCAAAUUGAAGAUGGGUGAUUUGAGAGGAGCAUUGUUGGAUACAGAUUAUGCUACACGUGAUGUAGAUGAUAAUGUGAAAGCUUUUUUUCGUCAAGGCCAGGCACAUAUGGCACUUAAUGACAUAGAUGCUGCUGUUGAAAGCUUCAAGAAGGCAAUGGUGUUGGAGCCAAAUGAUGGAGGAAUAAAAAGAGAGCUGGCUGCUGCAAAAAAGAAGAUUGCCGAAAGACACGAUCAAGAGAAAAAGGCGUAUGCAAGAAUGUUUCAAUAGGUUUCAGCUGGUGUGUGGUAUGGGUCAAUUUUUUGUUUCUAGGCACAUCUUAGGUCUCAGUCAUCCAAUACCAAGUUUUUGCUUAUGGACUUUGGUUGGCUUUUGCAUCAGGUCUUGGGCUCACUCACUAGGGUUUCGAGAAGAUUUGGGGUGACGGGGUUUAGAUAGGUUAAGAGAAGAAGGAAAAAGAAAAAAGUGAUUUGAUCAUCUGUUUGUUGGAGGGCAGAAAAUUCUGGCAAUAUCUUGGUCGAACGAAUCAAAAGGAAGCUUCAACUGAAUUUUUUCCUAGAUUCUCUCAUUUUUGUCAAGUCAAGAAAGUGGCACCUUAUUGUAGGUUGAAACUAUAUUGGGACUUUAUAAACUAAUCUGAAAUCAUCCAAAUAGUCUUGCUAUGCUUCGUACAAGAAAG